AUGCUCUGGAACCUCUCCAGUGUUAUCCCCACCUCACUAGAUUCCUACAGCGCAGACAACAGCAUUGAAAAGGAAGAACUUUCAGUGUCAGCCUUAAUCGAGAAAGCUAACAAGAAUAUUGGCCAAAAACCUGAUAAGCCAUUCAUCAUCUUUGGAGACAUUGCUGUCAACAUUGGAUUGCAGAACGCUGAUCCCUGCACAUCCCGUAAAUGCAAAUGGGUCAAGCAUCCUAAUGGGACAGUUUAUGUGCCCUAUGUCAUCUCCAACCAGUACUCAACAUGUGAGAAGAGUAUCAUUGAAGAGGGUCUGAAAUCCUUUCACUCCUCCACCUGCAUCCGAUUCAUACCCCGGACCACAGAGAAAGACUAUUUGGAUAUUAAGAGUGACGAAGGGUGCUAUUCAUAUGUUGGGCGCCAAGGUCGUGGUCAGGUGGUGUCCCUGGCACAGCAGGGCUGUGUCUGUCAUGGUAUUGUCCAGCAUGAGAUCCUGCAUGCCCUCGGUUUCGUUCAUGAGCAGACGCGCAGUGACCGAGACCAGCACGUCAAAAUCCUAUAUGAAAACAUCGAACCUGAUAUGGAGAGUAAUUUUAGGAAAAUCGAGACAAACAACCUUGAGACUCCGUAUGACUACAACUCAGUGAUGGAAUAUGGGAGGUAUGCCUUCUCCAAAAACAAAAAGCCCACCAUCAUUCCAAUCCCGGAUGAAAGUGUGGAAAUCGGGAAAGCCAAAGAGAUGAGUCCCAAUGACAUUCUGCGAGUCAACAGGCUGUACGAGUGCUCAGCCACUUUACUGUAUAAUCACAAAUUUUAA
Molecule: messenger RNA, 810 nt
Organism: Megalops cyprinoides (Indo-Pacific tarpon)
Lineage: Eukaryota; Metazoa; Chordata; Actinopteri; Elopiformes; Megalopidae
Product: low choriolytic enzyme-like
Exons: 8
Coding region: 1-810 (269 amino acids)
Biological process (GO): proteolysis
Molecular function (GO): zinc ion binding; metalloendopeptidase activity
Source: RefSeq, a predicted model, not a curated record